UAGCAGUACUUUUGCUGAAAGUUGAGUAUUAUAGUGCCAGAUGUUCAGGCUGGCACAGGUACUCAGUGCACUCGUUGGGUGGAGUAAGAUAGAGAAGUGUUGGGGCAGUGGUAGCAGUGACAAGUGCAAGGGGACUAAUGGCAAAGGGAAUCAACAUGGCAAAAAUGAGUGCGAGUAUCUCAAGGAUAUAGAGGCGAAGAACAAGUGUGACAAAUGUGAAUGCAUGAAAUGGGACGUGGCCAAGGCGGAUGAUGAAAAGAAUGGACACCACCUGGGCAGGGGGUGCAAGAAAUGUGCCUCUGAUGAGGAGGCGAAGAAGGCGUGUGAGUGUGGUACUGGUGGCUGUAGUGCUGGCGAGGAGUGUAAAUGCGCUAAAGAAGGCAAAUGCUGCAAGUGUUGUUGUACGAGUUGUGAUGGGUGUAAGGAAAACGCAAAGUGUAGCUGUAUCGAAAAUGGGAAGAAUAGUCUUAGAAUUCGUGAACACAAAGACAGCUAUAGGUCAGCAUACGAGGUAGAACUAGUUUACGAAUGGAAUAUUGGUAAAGAAUACCUAGUAUGGCCAAAAUGGUCCGAUAGAAAAACUAGUAAAAAGCGAGCGGUGGCUGCACGUAACUUACUAGGCUCAGUAUGUCUCAUCUGGAGUGGCAUUACAUAUAUGUAUUGGACAGGCAAGUACCAUAAAAGUAGCCCACGGUGGAACAACCACAUUUUAAACGGCAGUGGUCUAGAUGAUGGUACACUAUCCCAGUGGUUACAGGCCCUAGGGUUUCCUAAGGAUAUGUUGAAUAACCAUGGGCCACAGAAUAGACUUGACAAGGUCAUAUGGGAUGGGAUUAUGGAUAAGUUAUAUUUGGGAUUCCCGGAUACUGGUAAGUGGAGUGCCGAAAGAGUCCAUGGCAAUGACACUGAUGCUAAUACAUUCAGACAACCAGCUGGUAUGAACUAUGCUGGAUAUAUACAUACCGUAGACAGGGGUGCAUUUUGCAAGGAUGGUACUGUCUUCAAGAAUGGCAGCUCUAGUACUAGUGAAGAAAACACCAACAAAUGUGGUGCCCUCUUCAAGCUCUAUAUUCUAUCAUGUGCCUACUUUACCGGGUUACAGAACAAAGCUCCGCCGAAGGCGGAAAAUAAAACUCCCAAGACCAUUCGGGAGAUCCUAUACUGGCUUAGUGCAUUGCCCUAUAGUCAGGCAUAUAAACAGAUACUGGAGCAUUCCAAGGAAGUAUUGAAGAAGGUAGCACCAAUGGUUGGCGAGAAAAAACAGCUUUCCUUUCACCAAACAGGCCGUUCAGCUCCAAUUACCGUCCAUGAAUACAACCUGUUUGCCCACUUCCAAGCAGUGACCCAGUACUGCCCACUGGUACUCAUAGGUAUCCAAGGAGGAUUACACAGUGCCACUAAAGGCACCAAAGAACCUGCCAUCCACUCCCUCUAUGCUAACACUGAAUGUAGAUUCACCUAUCCCACUGUGUCCAUCCAAGCAUACAACCAGGUGGUCCACUACAUUAGGGCUCUGUUCUAUCAGUUGUACUUCCUUAGGAAGCAGUGUGCUGUGAAAGUUGCUCUAGGAGGUAAAUGGCGGGAGUGUAGGUAUGGCAGUGGAGUGCUUGGGAAGGAUGUAGUUAGCUGGAUGUGCCUGGGGUGUAACCCCAUGGAACAUGAUAGGAAAAGUAGGGUUGAAGGAUUAAAGAAGGGAUUGGAAACGGUGCUCAAUGGGAAACUUUCAGAGCUUCCAAAGGCCCUAAAGAAAGUACUUCAGAAGAUUGGUGAUGUAGUGGUACAAUUGGGUAAUGCCCAGGAGGCAUUGGAAGGGAAGAAGAAGGAGGCGAUAGGGAAGGUGAAGGUGGCACUGGAGAAGGCUAAGCAGAAACUGGAGGAGGCUAAGACGGGACUAGAUACGGUGAAUGGGAAUGGUGGGCUGACUGGGAAACUAGAUGAGGCUAAGGAGAAACUAGGGGAGCUGACGAAGAGUGGUAGUGGACUGAUAGAUUCAGUAACUGGGGGUGAGGGACUAGAGAAGGCCACGAGUAAGGGUGAAUAUGAUCCUGGUAAGAACAAGAUCAGUGAGGCUAUCAAUGGAGUACGUGAGGCAUUGGAGGCAUUACAAAAGGAAAUCCAGGCGCUGAAAAAGAAAGAGGUGGAAGAUGACAAGUUUGCACUAGAUACAGUUUUGGAUCCAUAUGUAUCCGAUAUUAAAUUAGAAGACAUAAUUCAGCAGGCGAUAUCCCACGAGUACACCACACUACUCAAUGCCAUCAAAAAGCUCAUAUCCCUAUGCACCUCUCCCAAAUGCACUCCAUGUGAAUCACACUCUACCAAAUGUGGCCAACAGCCACAGUCCAAGAUCUGUGACAAAUGUCACCAACAGUACAUGGACGGCUUCCCCUCCCCCCUCCAGGCAUUCCUGGAAGACAGGUUACCAGGCUUUAGUUGUAAAGAAAUACCAGAAGACGACAAGCCAGAGUACCCACCCGCUGCAUCCCACUUGGGACACUGUAAUGGCUCAGGUCAGUGCUGCCCCUUGCCCAUGGGCUUCAGAGGGCAAUUCCACAAGGGCAGCACCAGUGAUUUUACCGGAGCACGCCUUUAUGGCAUACUAUACUUCUUCAGUAAUGAGAACAUGAUGCAGUCGUGUGUUUAUACACUAGUGAGAGUCACUGCAGCACUCAGUGCUACCACACCACAGGUACUAGGUGAUGUCUUUGGGUUCUUUAGGGGUGGUGUAGGAAACAAUGAGGAAGGGAUGCCACAGAAGGGAGAUGUUGAAAAGAAGUGUGAACACACAGGGAAUCCCAGUGAGACAUCUGAGGAGAACAAGGAGAAAUACUUUUGCGGCUGGUGUGCCUCUGGGUUACGGGAUGUAGUAAAACAAAUAGAGUGGAUAAGAAAGAAGGACGAUGAUGAAGGGCAGUAUAGAGGCACAGUAGGACAAGCACUGAUAAAUAUUAAAGGGGACAAAGGCACUGGUAGUGCCGUUCCAUAUUCCAGUGCCGGUGCCACCACUAGUAACCUCUCACGACUCACUAAGAACUGCCAGUACCUCUCCCCCCUAACCGGUGAACUCUAUACCGCAGUGAGUGCCACUUUCGGUGGAACAUACCUCUCAUGGGUACUGUACCUAUCAGAUGCACUUCAUUCAGGACUAGAGUCACUCUCUGAGGCAUUCCUUCAGAUUGAAUGCAAUGCGUGUAAAGGACAAUGCGACCCCAAUAGGUGCAAGAAGGGUGAGCACGGACAGGGAAGCGGUCAAUGUGGAUGCCAGUCGGUCGUAUCAUGUACCGGGGUACUACCGGUGUUGUAUAGGCAUGGGUUGAGUUAUUGUGAUGUAGAAGCGUUGCAUUACAGUAAGGGUGAGUUUUACUAGUCCACUUUAUAUACU
This is a messenger RNA of Babesia bovis T2Bo, 3379 nucleotides long. Its product is annotated as variant erythrocyte surface antigen-1 alpha subunit. The coding region runs from base 41 to 3364 and encodes 1107 amino acids. The transcript has 2 exons. Lineage: Eukaryota; Apicomplexa; Aconoidasida; Piroplasmida; Babesiidae. The record is from RefSeq and is a predicted model, not a curated record.